UAAACAGACUAAAGGUUGUUUUAUAAUCAAACAUACUGUAAGAGCACAGGCUUUAUAACUCAGUCUAGUUUGAGAAAAGAGGAACAACAGCUGUCUGAAGAGACUUCAAGACCAUGGAAUGGAACGGUGUAUUUUUGUGGAUUUGUGCUUUUGCAAUAGUUGUCUGUGGGAAUCAAGAGACUUUACAACAACCUCCCGUUAGCGCUAAACUCCCGUCAUUGAUAAACAUGAACAACGAUUUUGCUUUUCACCUGUACAAGAGGCUUAUAAAAAUGCCUGAUUAUCAGUCCAAAAACAUCUUCUUCUCUCCGUUCAGUGUGUCUAUGGCCCUUUCUGAGCUGUCUUUAGGAGCCGGUGGAGACACCAAACAGCAGCUUCUCAGUGGCAUUGGCCACAAAAGCGCAAUCUUUAGCACUGAAGAAAUGCACCAGCUGUUUCACAGUCUCCUGGAAGAUAUCGACAAUAGGACAGGAGUGGACAUCGAUGUCGGCACUGCUCUUUAUGCAAGCGACCAAUUUAAACCUCAUUCCAAGUUUCUGCAGGACAUGAAGGAGUUUUACCACUCUGAUGGCUUCACUGUAGAUUUCAGUGUCAAAGAAACAGUAGAUCAAAUUAAUAAAUAUGUGGAGGAAAAAACACAUGGGAAAAUCAGUCAAGCUGUCGAUAGUCUAGAAGCGAAUACUUUUAUGUUUCUUCUCACAUACAUAUAUUUUAAAGGAAAAUGGGAAAAGCCUUUUAACCCACAAAGAACCAGUGAGGAUACAUUUCAUAUAGAUGAUAAGACCACCGUUCCAGUGCAAAUGAUGCAUCAGUAUGAAUACCUCAAAGUCUAUUAUGAUGCUGAACUGUCCACUAAAGUCCUCUGUCUUGACUACAACGACUCCUUCUCCAUGUUUCUGGCUGUCCCAGAUGUUGACAUGGGGCGAAAAACUAUCAAAGAUCUAGAGAUGACAAUCUCUAGACAGCACAUUGAAAAGUGGAGGAGAAGUGUAUCUGGACGUUUAGUUGACAUCUACGUCCCCAAGCUCUCUCUGAAAACCUCAUACUCCCUGAAGGAUAUUUUGAAGGGAAUGGGAAUAGCUGAUAUGUUUUCAGAUAAAGCAGACUUCACAGGAGUUUCAGAGGAAAGGGUCUUCGUUUCAGAGGUUUUGCAUAAAGCCACUCUGGAUAUCGAUGAGAAAGGAACCACCGCAGCAGCAGUGACAGAAGUUUAUAUAAGAUUUACAUCCUACAGCCCAUUGAGUGAUUUGAGAUUUGAUCGCCCAUUCAUGAUCUUUAUCACGGAUCAAACAAAUGACAACAUCCUUUUCUUUGGAAAAAUCGUCAACCCAAAUGAAAAACUGUGAUGUGGUCCACAAGAUGUUAAAACAAUGUUAGCCAGUAGGUGGAAACCAUUUAACAACUGCUGUGCCAUAUAUUGCAGACUACUAGAGUCGCCUUCCUGCAGAGUUCAGUUCUUAUUGUUAGAAAACACCUGCAUCAGCUUAUGUAGAUGAUGGUUGGAAAUAAACUGCAAGAAACUGAACCUGCAAAACUGGG
Messenger RNA from Danio aesculapii, 1539 nucleotides. Its product is annotated as serine protease inhibitor 2.1-like. Gene Ontology annotation, biological process: negative regulation of endopeptidase activity. Gene Ontology annotation, molecular function: serine-type endopeptidase inhibitor activity. NCBI's taxonomy places the organism in Eukaryota, Metazoa, Chordata, Actinopteri, Cypriniformes, Danionidae. The transcript is spliced from 5 exons. The record is from RefSeq and is a predicted model, not a curated record. Bases 114 to 1346 code for a protein of 410 amino acids.